UUCCCUAAUCCUUCCUAUCACAUUAUUCACACACGCUUGACACAUGUUGAUUAUUUUGUAUUCACAUAAACAAUAUGUAUAUAAUAAGACAGCCGAAACGUACUUUGAGAGAGAUUAAGUUUUCAGUGAUUUUUGACCUUCUUAAAGGGAUAGAGAGAGAGAGAGAGAGAGAGAGAGAGAGAGAGAGAGAGAGAGAGAGAGAACGAUGGAGAUAUCGAAAUACAAGGCGGUGUUGGCGUUAGUGUUUUUGCAGUUCACGUCGGCGGGAGUUGCACUCUUCACGAAAGCUGCUUUCACGGAAGGACUCACUCCCACCGUCUUCGUUGUUUACCGUCAAGCCAUCGCCACUGUCUUCAUCUGCCCCAUCUCUUUCUUUUCCGCUUGGAAAAAAGAAAACAAACCUUGUCUCGGAGUAAGAGGCUAUUGGUGGGUGGCUCUCACGGCUGUUAUUGGUGUGACUGUGAACCAGAACGCUUAUUUCAAAGGGCUUGACUUGUCUUCUUCAUCAUUGGCUUGUACCAUGACCAAUCUUAUUCCUGCCGUCACCUUCAUUAUAUCCGUCAUUGUUGGAUACGAGAGUAUUAAGAGGAGUAGUAUGAAAAGUGUUGCAAAAGUGAUAGGAACAGGUGUGUGUGUGGGAGGAGCCAUGACAAUGACUUUUCUCAGAGGUCCCAAAUUGCUCAACGCUCUGCUCAACCAAGACAGCACCACUUGGUUACUCGGCUGCAUAUUUCUUGUCAUUAGUACAUUCGCUUGGUCCCUAUGGUUGAUCUUUCAGAUCCCUAUUGCCUCUCACUGUCCUGAUCACUUGUACACUUGCUCCUGGAUAUGUUUCAUUGCUACCGUAUCCUCUUUCCUAGUGGCUCUCGCCUUAGGAAACACUCAUUUAUCACCAUGGAAGCUUGAUUCCUCUUUGAAGCUCUCCUGUUGCAUAUACUCUGGCAUCCAAUUGGCGAUAACUUUCUUUCUACAAGCUUGGGUCGUGUCACAGAAAGGACCUCUGUUCUCUGCCCUAUUCAACCCUCUUUCAGCAAUCAUCACCACUUUCUUCGGGGCUUUGUAUUUACAAGAACAGACUUACCUCGGGAGCUUGCUAGGCGCUUUGGCUAUCAUCCUUGGUCUCUACGUUGUUCUCUGGGGAAAAUCCGAAGACUAUGAAGAAGAAUACAUAGACCUAAAAUUGGAAGAUGGACACACCACUUCCUCCCAAGCUGACAUUGCUUCCAUUGUGAUUGGUGAUAAGAUCUUCCGUAGUUCAGAGCUCUUAGAACCUCUUCUCAUGUAUCGAGCUUGCCACGCUGGCUCAGAGGUGUCUUGCUCGAACCCACUUUUCAUAUAUAGCCUCUUCGCUGCUUCAUUGUCCACGGUUAAAUGCACGAACAUAUCCGUUAUGCCUGAACCAUUCCACAACUUUUUUUGUAAAGAAAAAACUCCAAUUUGGACAAGUCUAAUUAACGAGUUUGAUUAAAACGUUCUUAAUUACCCCAUUCUCUACCAACUUCCUUAGACUUUUCAAUGAGUUUGUAACCAAUAAGUUCAGCAUUGUUUUUCAACAUCAAACACCUCUGGUUUUGUUCCAGCAAUUUCAUCAGGAAGCCAACGGCAUUGGUUAA
Messenger RNA from Camelina sativa (false flax), 1613 nucleotides. The record is from RefSeq and is a predicted model, not a curated record. Lineage: Eukaryota; Viridiplantae; Streptophyta; Magnoliopsida; Brassicales; Brassicaceae.